Messenger RNA from Porites lobata, 26297 nucleotides. The record is from the annotation of a GenBank genome assembly. Lineage: Eukaryota; Metazoa; Cnidaria; Anthozoa; Scleractinia; Poritidae.
AUUCUAGGUGAAUGACGUGAUCAGAGUUUUAACGGGAAAAUGAAGUGUUUAUCGGUGGACCAUGAUCGUGCAAUACGUAAAUAAGAUUCCAACUUAUUCAUUUGUUUGGGGCUCCCAUGACAAUGGGGAGUUAAUUACAUGGCAUAGAAAGUACUUUGUCGAAGAAAGCGCUUCUCAGUCUUAGAGUUUACAAACGUUCGUCCUCCGAUAACCUGCGUCUCCCCGAUCACGGAAAGAAAGGUUUUCACUUCUACGGCUAAUUCCUACUCAUAGUACUGCCAAACGAAAAUUAUGGCACUUACCACAAUGAAGGUAGGAGAAGGGCAAGAAUUGUAUAUGUUAGAAUAUAGGUCUUUAAAUGUGUUUUUGUUUUAAGACGGCUACAAACAUGUCAAGAUGUUGCUUCAUAAGCCGUUAUCAGUUGUACUACUCGCCUUAGUUUAAAAAUGGUUUUCCUUGAAAAUUAUUUUUGGGCUUUGAAUAUCUAAAGGGUUGAUGCCAAACCGCCGUUCGAAUAAGAAGUGGCGGAUUUCGUGUCAAUCAAACCAUGAUAUUAUUUUAUGAAACUUGUUUUAAAUGCAAAUUUGGUGUUUGCAGUCAAAGUGUGUAACAAUUAUACAAAAGUACAACCUGCUGUACUUCAUAGGGCUCGAUUUUCCUUUCUAUCGCUUUUUGUAUUGUUUUGCAGUAUGUUAUAAAAAGAUAUUUUCACAUCGAAGCGGCGCACUUAUUACGUGGAUCGGCAAAGUCUCUUGAAAAAUUUUCUUAAAAGCGGACAUUUUUUGGAGCGGAUGCACUCGACAAAUCAUUCAUGCCGAACGGUUUUUCUGUGGCUGUCACGAGGUCGUUUUAAACACUUCUGUCUCACUGUAGACUGGGUCUACCUGUUUCAUUUUCUUACCUGAAAGCUCUGAGGUCUGUCGUAAGAUAUAAUUUUUAACUGUUCCAUUAUCGUAAGCGAAAUCGAUGAUUUCUGGGACUUAUAUACCGUUAGCAAAUUAUAACGUUCAAAAAAAAAAAAAUACAAAUAAAAAGGAGUUGUCACUGAAUUUAAUAUUGAUUGUUAAAAAUAUAUAUUUUUCCAAAAAGCGAUAAGGAUAGUCACGCACAUUCUUGUUCAAACGGUUUUCCCCAAGUCUCCUGCACUCAAAGUAAUGUCCUGGCGCCAGUUGUUCAAACGUUGGAUAGCGCUAUCCAUCGGAUAAAUCACUAUCCAGUGGAUAAGUAUUAGGGAAACCAAUUGCACUAUCCACUGGAUAGAGAUUUAUCCGCUGGAUAGCGCUAUCCAUCUUUUGAACAACUGGGACCUGAACAAUAGGAGGCGUAUGAGUUUUCUUCAAAGUUUCUGGAAGUUUUUAUUCAACUGUUUUAUAUGCCCGAAACCAAUGACAAACCAGCCGCUGACGCAGGCUUCCUGUUGUCAAAGACCUAUAAUAUUAGACUAGCUGCUAUUAAUAAUCAGACUUGCACGGAACUACUGUAAUAAUAUCGUGAGGCAAAAAAUAUCAUGAUCAGUUGAAUUCUAGCUACAAAUAGAUAAAUUUGGUACACUUGUAUUUACUAAAGAUACUGUGUGUUUAGUGAUGUCUGUCAAUGAAGGCAAUGUAAGUCAGCAGCGGUCCAUAAAAUAAUUUCAGUUCGCUUUACGUAUAAAUUUGUCAAGUCUCAGUAAGUUGAGAUGACUCAACUAGUUUUGGCCUCUUCCUGUCAAAAACCCUCUUUAUCUUUGAAAUAAUUCAUUUUUUGAAAAAGUAUUCUCUGCAUGUGCAUGCUUUAAGCACUCGCUAUCUGCUGGUCAUUCAAGCCAAAGUUUGAUUAAGUGAAAAUGAAAGACUAUUGCGUGGCCUUUUAUCGACUUUUAACUCAGUACCUACGUAAAUGUUAUACGUAAAGUUAUGUGCCAGCCACAGCUGAACAGUACCAAGUGCUUCAAAAUUACAUUUAAAGUUAAGUGUGAGUUGUAGAUUAUUUCGUAGUUAUUGCAGGUGAUAAGGGAGGUAACAUGAGGUAGUACGUGAUACGAUAUCACUGCCAGACUACUAGCCCCUCCUUUCCCUUGCCUAGUAUUAUACUAACUUAAUUUAAUUUCUAUUUUUCCUUACAGCAGCUGUUAUCAACUCUCCUGCUACUCUCACUGUCGAGUGAGCUUUGCGCACUAACGGUUAGUAUUAAAUGUUUUGUCAAGUGAGAUCUUGUGGUGAGCAAUAAGCCCUAAGAAGACCCAGUUGCUGGGCAUUAUUUAUCGACAAAAUGGCCAUUUUUAGAUUUCUCAACCGGCACUUAUUGCAGGGCUUUCUGGUGCAAUCUUCGCUGAAGAGUUUUUCUUUACUUCAGAUGUUUAACCGCCUCAAUUCAGGGAAGCGGAAAGGAGGGAAAGGGGGAGGGUAUUGGGGAGAGAUGGAAAGAGACCCUGUCGCGCCUUUCCUCUCCCCUUCCCUUUUAUGCGCCUGUCACGCAGGCUACAUCCCCUCCCAAUAUUUUCAGUGGUGCAUUCCCUGAUAUAUAAUUCAAGCCAUUUUACAUGUUAUGUACUGAUUAUUUUGGCAACUUUCAAAAACGUCUGGGUGGAACUUCCUUGUCUUUCCAUACUAUGCUCUUCCAUCAAAAGAUCUCCAUAAUCUCAGAUCGACAAUAAUUAUAAUUAUAAUUCUCCUAUGACUAAUAAGUUAUAGGCUAGCCUCUAUCCUAUAUAUUGUCUUUAAAAAACGUUUGAGAGAAAGUCACUUAGUUUUUCUACAUAAUCAUGUUUUCAAGGUGUUGUUGGUUUGUUUGCUUGUUUUUGCCUCGUUUAUAUUUUAUAAAUUCACAGAGCCUGCACGUUAACACAUGACCAGGCAAGAUGAGACCUUUUGUGUUUAUUGUUCCAGCCAAAUGCUGUUACAUUUAAUGUUGUUCUGUUUUCUUUCCCUAGUUCACCGCAGAAGGCUGUGGAGAAACUAAAGGUUGUUAUGCAUCACCAGCCUCCUGCACUACAAGCGAAGACUGUGAUUUUCUGGUGACCUACAAUGCCACAAAUUCAACUCAUGUUGAAUUCGAGCUGAGUGGGAAAGGAGAUUGGAUAGCAGUUGGUUUCAGUGAUGACCGAUUAAUGGUAAGUUGUUUGAUAGGACCGACAGCUUGUCAUACACAUGGCCCGGGGGAGUUACUCAACAAAGCUUUAUAAGGGUAGCCUCCGCCCCAAACUCUAACCCCUUAAUACCCUUUUAUAUAGCACUUUUAUAGAAAAGGUACUCCUUUCUUAUAGUCUCUAUUCACAUACUUAGUUUAAAACUUUGCAUCUCUUUUAACUACUGUGAAUGCACUGUCUAAAACCAGAAUGUUUUCUCGAGUUUUGACAGCCAUUAAAUGCAUCUGUUACGCCCUUUGGGCCUUUUUACAGAACCUACCCUUUCAUAUAUUUCAACUGGAAAAAUCCCUACUCUUUCAUAUACCUGAAGCAUGAAAAAGGUACCCCUCGCGAGGGAAAGCCUCCAGUCCUAAAAUUGAGAUGGUCUUUGAAUCAUUAAUUAUAGGCAAAUACCGAUAUUCUGAUGUGUGUCAAUAAUCAAGCACUACGUGGUCAUUAUUACGCAACAGGACGGACGAUACCACAAAGGACAAAUCCAGUAAGGACUGAUAACUUUAUUGCGCGGUUUAUACUAUUCGUUUAAUUUUUUAACUUAUAAGGGUGACUAAAGUUGAAAGAUGUUUACUGAAACUAAGUAUAUCAGUGAAAAAUGUACAUUCUUAAUUGAAGUAACUUUUUGGCAAUAACGACCUUGUCUAAGGUAAGGUUUGCAUGCCAUGAUAAUUUUGUAGCUCGCUUGUUGAUAUGGCGUAUUUAUUUAUCUAUAUCCGACUUUUAUAGAUCCGAUACGCCGAUUUACAGUUGUAUGAAAGCCUUUUAGUGGAAUUGAGACUGGCUGUUACUUAUUUAUAAUUUGUUUUGGUAGAUACCUCGUUUGUAUUUAAGGGGGCCCCAGUAACUUUUUCGGGAUCUGGGAUUUACCUUAUCGGAAAAAUGAGUGCGAGAUUCGGGAUUGGAAGUAUGCACGGGAUCCGAAAUGCCGAAAAAUCAGGAUUGAGCGAAAAUUUGGGUUCGGAUCCAUAAUGGAAUUGAUGAGCCCUUUUGAUUAAGGACACUCUAUUCAUAUAAGUGCACUUCAGUCUAACCUGCCGUAAGCGACCACCCAAAAUGCAAUAAAGACUUAGCGUUCGUCCACGGGAGGUGGUCGCUUACUAGAAUCGAACCACAGGGGGCCUCUUCUGAAAAGAGGUCCAGACAUAUCUAUUUUAAGGAAGAUAAUUUAUUGCAUGCAAUUUCUAAAUUACACCAUGUGUAGUUCCAUGAUGUCACUAAAGUUCUUCGUAUAUUCUAAGCAGCAUAGUGCACACAGCGAAAGUAGAGAUCAUGCAGAAAAUAGGUCAAGUGGUCACUUACAAGAGGUUAAAAACAACUGGAAAAUCAUUAAACCGUCAGGCCCAAAAAGUGGGCGCGGUCGCUUACAGGAGGUGGUCGUUGACUAGAGGUUCCAACUGUAAGUCUGUGACUGGGAAAGUUUUGGUGGUUUGGAUAAGCGGUCGCUUAUGGGAGGUAGUCGCUUACGAGAGGUGGUCUCACAAGGAGGUUUGACUGUAUUUACAUUUUUAAAAAAGCCAACACCUCGCUUUCGUCCGAGGCAAGAAUACUCAGUACACAAACUUUUGUUUAAUUAACCAAUAUAUAAAUGACUAAUAGCUGACUGAUUUAAUAACUGCCUCAUCGCAAUCGAUUUUUUACUUAUUUCAUUGUCUGUCGUUUGUUUCAGACACCGGCAGCAGUACAAAUUAUCGAACAAGCAGACGAGAAUAACAUUAUCAAAUGCAGGCAUGUAAAGGAACUGUUUUCUGAGCGUAUAAUUUCUGAUGAUUCAUGACGACAAAGUUUUCUAAUUCGGAUUUAUUGUUGAAUUUCGUUGCUUUUAGGAUUUCAAGGGAGGUAAACCCGAUUCCAGCAAUAGCAAAUUUUACAGACCUUAACCAAGAGGUGUUCCUUCUAGCUGCUUAUGGAAACGUAGAUGGUUCGUUCUAUGGUUUCACUGUUGCACUUUUGUUUUGUUUUCUGUUUGUUUACCGUUUGUUUACGUUCUAACAAUUAUUGAAUGACGCUGAGUAUGGUAUGAAGAAUUGUGCAGAUCGAGGAGCGUGCUAUCCAACCGAGGGCGCAGGCGCGCCGUCAGCUUAAUGAUAACAGUCUCCGAGUCUGAGAUCUGCAUCAUUCUUUAUAUCAUACGAAUUCAAUAAUUGUUAUCAAUUUGUUCAAAAUAUUUCAGUUUUAACAACUUUUCCUCCUCUUAACCUAAAAGCAUUUGUCUGUAAAGUUUGAGAAUGUGAACAUGCAGAUAUUUUUAGUCGCAUGUACCCCUCAAAAAGUGAAUAUUCAAUAUUUUUGCGUAGUUUUGCGUUUGUGCCGUUCAGUUUUUUUACUCUGUAACUGGGCUAUUCUGUCUUCGGAUAGCCGUGAAAUCUUUCCCCAUUUUCUUGAAUAACUCGGGCCAAAGCAUCUAGGCUGCUCUCCUCUGCCUGAGAAUGAGGUCGUGAUUGUACAUGAGGGUAAUGGCGUCUUUCAAAUUUGAUCAGCACCGGCCCGCUGGUUAUUUAUGAAGAUUAACUACAACAACAACAAUGUAAUUAUUUACAAAACUACAAAGUUUACAAUGCUUUAGGCUCCGCAAAUAGCUUUUCUAGUAAAUAAAGGCGAUAUUAAAUUACAUAAGGAAAAAGGAAAAGAAAAGAAUUACAAUAACAUACAGAAAGAAACACCAACAUAUAAAUUCAAGUACACGGUUUUUGUUAUCUAAAAAUAGACAAAAGUGGACUAAACUAAGUCAACUGAAACAUUAGCCAGGAGAUUGGAAAAACAGCGUAAUAUUUUGAAUGAAUAACAGUAAGAUUUAUCAUUAAAAACAAUUUCCGUUGUUAUCUCAAUGUUUUGUUGGUGUUAGUGUUGUGUUAAAGUGUCUUUAAUUUGUCAACAUUCGAGUCCUGAUUAUUUAAUUUUCGAAAUCAAAUCUGGUUUCUAAGUAAUUAAAGGAAACGAUUUUUUUAAUCCUUUGUUAAAUAUUGUGAGUCGAAUGUGGAGAGCUUAUAACGCUUACAGGCUUAUGUAGUGUAACGCAUCGGUCAUUUGCAGCUGUGCCCAUCCUUUCCUCUAAGCUGGGCAUAAGCACUUUUACCAUGCUUGGAAAUACAGCUACCAAAUACCCCACGGUUGGCGCGGGGUGGGGAGCGCAGCUCGCGGCAUUGUUCCCUAUCAACACUGCAGCUGUUUCAGGGGUACCCAACGACGGUUUCCUUCCAAACACACUGAAAACACUUUUAGGCUAUCCAGAGUAAUUUUAGAUCUCUAGAAAAGCAUUCUUAGCGCGGCGCUGUAAAUUUUGUAGUCUUCGGUCAUCCUAGGGGAACUUGAAUCUUUUCGAAAUUACAAGGGCUUGAGUAUUUUUCCCCAAAAGUUUAGAUGAAAUUUGACGUAUUAUUAAAGUGAAACAUUUUCUAAUUCCUCUCUCCAUCACAUUUUUGAAUUCGAAAAUAGGAAAUAGGUUUGCUUUUCUCCAUGAAAAAUAGCCUAACUUGGGAAGUAAAAUGGGAAAAUUAAACCUCAGAAAAUCGUAAAGAAUUUAUUAGAUAAGCUUCGAGUAUUGUACAUGAAUGGAACGGUCAUCUAGAAACUUUUAGUCGUCCUCAAGUAAUAGAAAAUUCUAGGCAAUAUUUGCUUCUCCAAACAGAUAUUUUAAAGAAAACAGUGGUUGGAUGCCCCUGCUGUUUCCGCUCGUUACAGGAUAGCUCACUUUGUAGUGUAAUAGGCCAUGAAGAAAUGCAUAAAGUAUAGAAAAGACAUGCCUUUGAAAACCUUGACAAGUUUGUUCAGUCCUUGACAGACAAGUCAAUCGGUGACGAACAGUAACUGUUCGUCUUUUUCGAUCAUUCUUCACAGUCUGAUUUCAAGUCGGAACGUACGUGACCAUACCCUUUUACUUUGCCUUAAAUUUGUUUCUUUCAAAACAGGUUCCAUGCUUCAAUAUCACGGUAACGGAAGGGGAGCCUCUCCUUUGAAAAUCAGGGUUACUCAAGCAAACUCCACUGUCACCAACGGAUCCCAGGUUAAUCCUUCCACGGUGAGUUACAAAUUAUUUUACAAUGUAGAUCACUCAGUUGCCAAAUUCAACAAGCAGGAAGCCAAACUUUCGUACCGUGAGGAUUUUUACUACGUUAAGUGCAUAAAAGGGGCCAUUUCAUUUCAGGAUGACCUUGAUAAAAGGCUUUAUAAGGUAGGUGCAUAAACAGAAAGUGACAAACUUGGGAUCACGAAAAUGACAUUUACCCAAUAGUGACUAAUACGGGGUCUACAAAUGGCCACAGAAUUGACUAUAAUGGGUUAGGGGUUGUGAGAGACAAGCGGCACAUACCCAGAAAAAACUUACUCAAAUAACCCCCUGGCAUAAACGAGGACUACCAUUCCCUUAACUCGUACCAUAAACAUAACAUAAUAACACAUGUCUCUUGUAUGUAAUCUUUCAUUUUCAGGAGGCCCCUACUAUGCAACAAGGAAGUUUUAGGUUUCCAGAUAAUUGCCAGGAUGCAAAUUGUGAUUUUCUUGUGACAUACCAAGCCUCUGGUGAGGACAGCGUAGUUUUUGAACUAAGAGGCAGAGGAGAAUGGGCAGGAGUGGGAUUUAGCGGAGAUAACCAAAUGGUGAUUAACGUAGAUCUGGUAGAUCUGAACAAUAGGCAACUUUCGAUAUAUUAAAAUUCAGCAUGAUAGCGAGUCUUAGAGGACACAAACAAAGAAAAUGAAUGAGCCAUGAUUAUUCGUGUUUAUUAAUUUUCUUUGUUUGUGUCCUCUAAGACUCGCUAUCAUGCUGAAUUUUAAUAUAUUGAAAGUACGGCUUAUUGCAUAAACAUUUACACUGAAACACAUGUUGAAAUUGGCCUUCAUUGAGUGUUUUUUUCAAACAUGUUUCAUCUGGGUUACAUUUCUUCUUUUUACAGCCUGAUACAGACAUACUUAUUUGCUCCAGCGAUACUUCACUGAGUGGCCAUUAUUACGCAUCCAGUAGAACAGCACCAACUAUUACAGAUCCUGUGAGUUUCUUUGAUUUAAUUUUUUGCUGUUUUAGAGCAGAAAAUUUUAGAAAUUUAACAUUGGCCUUUAGACUGUUUUGAUAGAAUGAGGAGGUAAUAACGGUAUGAGGCUAAGUAAUGCAAUGACUCAUUUCAAUUUUUGCAGCCCUCUUCACCCUAGCCUGCGAAGCCGCCUUCAUGUCUGCUUGUCGCUGGGGCAUUUUAGAGUUUCUCUCGCGACAGGCGACCUUAUCUGUAGAGCAGCAGCGCCAAGUGUUUCUCUCAUAUGAAUGAAGCGCUAAAUUAUUUUAAAGAACACAAUCGACUUUCUCUUAACGGACACUUCUAUAAGACGGACACCUCUCUAAGACAGACACCUGGUGUUGGUAGCUGCCGUUUUUCAGUCAUUUUACUGUAACUAUACUCUCUAUCAGACGGACAUCUCUCUAAGACAGACACCUGGUGUUAGUAGGAGUCAUUUUACUGUAACUAUACUCUCUAUAAGACGGACGCUUCUCUAAGCCAGACUCCUGGUGUUGGUCCCUGCCGUUUUUCAGUCAUUUUACUGUAACUACACUCUCUAUAAGACGGACCUCUGUAAGACAGACACCUGGUGUUGGUCCCUGCCGUUUUCCAGUCAUUUCACUUAUUAACUAUACUUGCUAUAGGUCAGCCAUCUCUCCAAGACAUGCCACACAGACAACGAACCCUUUUGAAACAGUCAAUGGAAAUUUGAGAAAUGCUUUAUGUAGUGAAAAAUACCUAAAAACGAAAAUGUAGGGGAAGCAAAUUACAUAACCAAUGCAGAAUGUGUCCUAGCUACAGCUCGUAUCGACUUUGAAACCAUUAACGAGUAUUUCUAAACAACACGUGAGGAUAAAUAAAAAAAGCCUGUAAAACAGUUAUCUUUUCGCUCUUUUAGUUGAACUCUUUUACCCUUAAGAACUUCAAAAUUGUCUCAUCAAAAACAAACCAUUAUAACGGAUUACGUUUCGCUCGCUUAUGUACCUACUGGACUGUAUUACAAUUUUUUUUUAUUUUGUAGUCUUGUUCCAGUUCGCAGAAUGUAUAAAGUUACGCUUUUAAGCCACUAAGCCGCGAACAUUGGCUUUUAAUGAACAUUUGAUUUCACGUAAAGCAAUGAUUCCACUUUUCUAUUACACUGUUUAAUCUUUUACUGUCUUGCAAAAGUAAAACUGAUGUGUAUUAAUAACGGAUAGGUUCAUCUUUAUUUUCUCUAUUAGCUGGAAACCUCUCUAAAAUGGUCGGGGCCGGUCCCGAGGGUUUCCCUCUUAAAGAGAGUUGACUGCAUUCAUAAUGAUCACGCCCUUGCUGACUGAAGUUUAUUUUGCACUAGACGAGUGACAGAGAGAGUCCAAUCGUAGUGUCCGUUAUUGUCGAUAUUGUUGUCUUACGUUGCCAACUGAUGAAUAAAUGACACUUCGUAAAAAUGUUGUUACAUGACAGAAUGAAUACAACUUAUUAAAGAGAGCUCAUUAAUUUAUAUAUAUUUUCUUUUUCAGACUCCAUCUGCGGUGGUCAUUUCUCACCAGCCAUUUAAUAACGGGGUUGUGUCCUGCAGGUACGUAACGAAAUACCUCAUUAUCUUUUAUCGUCAUCUUUACCGCCACCGCCAGCACCUUCACUUCCAUCAUUAUUAUUUAUCAUUUAACCUUUUCAAACACAAAUGUAAUCUGAUAUAGAAUAUCUAAUUAUACAGGGAUUUAGUUUUUAGUGCAGCUUAAAAUUUUUAAGUAGGAUUUUUGGUACCGUAAUUUUAAUGUAAUUCGUCAGGUAUUCUUCUUACUAUCUUUUAGUUCAUUAGUUUUCUUUCUUACGAAUUCUGUAAAGCGCUGUUUAGCUUUUGGAAAUAGUGCUAUAUAGAUAACGUUUCCUAUUAUUAUACAUCAUCAUCAUCAUCAUCAUUGACUGUUUAACUGUUCGAAGUGUUUUUCAGAGAGAAUAAAUAAGAUUCUAACAUUUUGUUAUUGACACAAUUUAGUUUGAAAUUAUUCAAAGAUUGCUUCUGAUCCUAUGAGGAUACUGAAAUAAGCAGGUAACUGUGAGGAAAUAUAUAAAUUAAAUUAUUUUUUAAUUUUGUUUUUUAGGAUAACAAGGGAGUUAAACCCGGGAAUAGCAAAUUUUAGGAAUCUAGAAGAGCCGCAGUUUCUCUUGGGAGCAAUCGGAUCUUUAAGUGGUAAGAAUGCACCCAAGAAAUUUACGAUCAGGACUCAGUUGUUCGAAAGCUGAAUAGUGUUAUCCACCGACUAUCAUACUAUCCAGCGGAUAACUGAUCAGGAAAACAAAUUUUUUACCCUAGCCAGCCGAUCAAGAUUUAUCCAAAGGAUAUCGUUAUAUAGACGUCAGCCUUUAAAACUUGUCUUGCAGUUUUUUGCUGCUGCAAAAGGCACCAAAAUUUCUAGUAGUCACAGCAUUAUUCUACAGCAGUUUUAUCAGAGAAAUUUUACUUAAGGCGUGCUUAAUUCACUGAGUAACUUCUCUUGGAACUUGCCUCGCAUGUUGCAAUGAAAUUUCGAUCAAUCAUAGGAAAAAGGAAUAAUUAUCGGAAAACGUCUUAUAAAUUAUAAUUGUUGCCGUAUGGAUAAAAACAAGUAGGAUAAUCUCAUUAUAUAGCUUGUGAGCUUGGGCUACUGGUGGUUUCGCUCAUAUUUACGAGCAACUCUUUAAAGGCAAGUUUCAAGCUAUUUGUUCUGGCCAAUGUAAAAAAUGUUUGGGCCGAUACUGACAAUUUCGCUGUUUCAGACAUUCGGUGCUAAACCCAAUGGUGACUGUCUUAUACACUACUCCAUCUUGCUUUAGUGGAUCAACAGCGUCCUUAGGUCGCAAUAAGUGUGACCUCAAUGUUGUAUCGUCAUGCCGUUGUAGGCAACGACGAAGUGGUUCAGAUAACCCUUUGGUGUUUGGUAGAGCCGUUGUAGGUUCAAUUUCGGUUGUGGUUUUUUUAUUAGAUGCCUGCUGAUUCUUGGAUUCGUGAUUUUAGCUACAAACGAAUGGGCUUAUCCUUUAGAGGCAAGGACAGAAGAUAAAUGUUUCUUUUUUCUCGGGUUCGCAGACGUUAUUUUUCGGAGGGAGAGAAGCGACGACCGGAACUCACGUCUGUUGUUCACAGGCUACAGACGUUCCUCCUCAAGAAACGUCGGCCAAGGGGCGAGGAGCGAGUAGAAACAGCUGUUUUCGCAGACUACCAUGAGACAGGCUUAAGCUUAACACAUUUUAUUUUUGACUCCACCAGCAACUACUCCAGGCGCAGUCUUCAUCACGUUCCAUUUCUUGUUUCUUUCGUUUCCUGGUUUGUUUUAAUAGAUCUUGACAUGUCCAUUCAAUCUUGCGCCUUCGGCUGCAUCUUGCAUUUCUUUCCUUGGUUUCUUGCUGACACUGGAAUCCAAUUCAGUUCGGUGUACAUGUAUACACGGGCACUGAAGUCCUCCAGAUCACUGCCAUGGUCGUACUUGGUAUGCUCACCAUGCUUGUGAAGUUACUACAGCGACAGAGAGUUAUUUUCUGCCACCUUCGCAGCAAUUUUUUUCUUUAUUAUGAACUGCCCUUAAGCUAAAAAGUCAAAACAAAGAGCAAUUUGUCCCUGUUUGUGUUUUGUUCUGUACAUUACCACAAAUGAUCCCGGGACCGCAAAUGAUCUCCAAAAUGGACCGCAAGUGAUCCCCAAAGUCGAUCGCAAAUGAUCCCGUAGGAAAUUAAGGAAUGGAAUAGAUUUUAUGGGACUGAUUUCAAAAACGAACUGAUUAUAAAAAAGGAACCUUUUCCUCUUGACUUCUAAAGAAAAAGGGAAGAAGGACGCCACAUCUCAGGUCAAUUUAUACAAGGCGAAAAAAAAUGGAAUAAAUGUGAAAAGGAUAUUAUAUCAACCGUAUACUUCUUUCUUUGUCAUGAUCAAUUGCUUCAAAUUUCUUCAAGAAUGUUUUGUCGCUCUAAAAAUUUAAGACAGGCAGGACGUUACGCAGAAACAGCUCUAUUAUUUUAACGCCUAGAAGCUCAACUUGACUACUGAGGAACAGAAAGUCGGGCACCCUCUACAUAACAAGAGGUUUAUUUACUUUACUGAUCUUUUUGGAACAAGAGAGGAGAGGCAGGCAAGCAAGAAAUUUUAUAACAAAUGUUCCCAAAAUUCUAGAUCUCAAAUCGUCUUCCGAACAAAUAUUUUCCGAAAAUUGACGUUGGGUUAGUUAAGUUUAAAACAUUGUAAUUAGUAAUUAGCUAGCAUUGUAAUCAGUAUUAAGUUGUACUGCUUAGUUAUGGAUGCACCAGGGCGUAAGAAGCUAGGGUGUUGAAACGAGCGGGGUCGAACGAUCUAGCUGUGAUGCAAGGGUCUGGGUACUACCAAAGAGACAAAACAAGAUGGCGGAUAUGAUACCGUCAGAGAAAUUAUCCAGCGGACGUUAGCCAUUAUCCCGUGGCAUUCAUUUGCUGACCUGUAUUAAAAUUUCGUGACUUGGUAAGAAAAUGGCAUCACAACUCAGAUGAUAGCACUGACAUCACUUUUAGACUAAUAUCGGUAAUAUUAUCGGUUCUUUACUUCAGUUUAAUAUCAGGAUGUGUAAUUCAUCAUCUGCUAUGGCAAAUAUUUUUAGCUGCCCAGUUUUAAGGCCAGAUGAUCUGUUUUCACUAUUAAUAAUAAUAAUAAUAAUAAUAAUAAUAAUAAUAACUUUAUUCAUAGAUUUAAAAAAAUAGACUAUUUACAGAUUCAAGAAUAUGAAAUAUUAAAAUAUACACCCUAUGUACAUUCUUCUUGUGUACGAAAGAGAAUUGUCGUAAAAUGGCUAUCUAAAGACUACUAAUAACAAUUAUAAAAAGCAUCAAAAAGUUAAUAAAAUAAAAAUAAAAAAUAAAAAUUUUUGUACAUCAGUAUUCUUCUCUAAACAGCUUAUUGAGCUAUCUCCAAUAUUGAGCAUUACAGUUGGACAGAUUGUGAAAACUGAAGUCCGGGUACAUUUAACCCUAUUCAGACUGGGGGCUUUUCGAACCCCCCCUCCGGCAAAAUCGUGAUAACUCCUACACCGAAAGAGCUAUGACGUUCAAAUUUUCUGACUUUUCCUAAAAUUUAUCUAGAAACAUUUUGGUAUAAUUACCAUGUCCAUGUGAUUAAUCAUGUUGCCAUAGCAACCAGUUUCUGACACAUAGGUUUUGGAAAAUUUAAAAAAUGGUGAUUUUUUUUGUUUUAAGAUCGCGUUUUUACACUUAUAGUGCUUUUUGUUGUUAAAAUGGUCUUUGCUUGGGACUAGUUUUUGAAUUACAUCAAAAUGUUUCAACAUCGAAUAUUUGGGGGGGAGGGGUGGGGUAAAAUUUGUCACUUUUUUGCUUUGACAAAUAUGCUGCUCUAUUUUCCAAAUAACACUUCCAAAGUCAUUUGUUUGGGUAAUAAGCAUUAGUUUGAUACUUCUUUUAUACAUUCUGAGCUUUUUCCCCUUUGAAAGUUGCUUUAAAUUAUAAUUUUAACAAAAAAACAGAAAUCCAAGAUGGCGGAUCCAAGAUGGCGGACAACCAUUUCAAAUUUUAAAUUUUAUUGCUUCCUAUUGCUUUUUCUCGAUGUACAAGUGUUUCCUUGUUACUAGUUCAUAAGAAAGGAUAACAAAGAGAUGACUUUACCAAUAUUAUUGAUAUUUUACGUAUCUAAGUGGAAAAAUAAUAAGAAACAUUGAAAAAUCGGAAUAUGACGUCACUGUGACGUCAUCAUUGGGCGUGGUAAGUCAAUACUGGGUGUGGGGCUUCUUUGUACGGAGAUGAUCAUUGUGUGUAAAUUUCAUGACCCUAGCAUUAUUGGUUCCAGAGAUACAAAGAGGGGGUCCGAGGAGCCCCCCCCCCCAGUCACAGAUUGACCAAAAAAGCCCAGUCUGAAUAGGGUUAAAAUAUAAUAAAAUGAUCAUUAUUUUUUUAUCUUGUACACUAAUACUACUGUGCAAUGAAGAAUAAGUAUGUGAAAAAAAUAUAAUUCACUGCCCUUGAAAAAGUAACACAGAGGUUGCAAGAACACAAAUAAGUAGCCCAGCAAAUAUUUUUGUUUGAUAAUAACAGCUUUUUGUAAAGAAAUGGUCACUGAAAACUGCCCUUGCAAGACAUAACUAAGGAACUUAAAAGAAGCUAAACAUUCACUAGUCUUACAUUGAAACCAGACAUUGCUAUAUAUAUAUCUUACAGAUACAAGAUAAAACAUUUAUAUAACAUACAAAUUCAAAAGUAUAUUGCAAUUGCAAACAUGAAAAUUAUACAGAAUUAUACACAAAUGAAAUACAAAUGGCCUGUAACGGAUAUUAUAAUUAAACCAUUGAAAAACAAACUUUCUAGUGUGACCAGCAACCCUAGCACACUUGUAUACUUCAUGUCCAGUAUGAUUCAAUUUCAUUCUUGGUUAAAUUUAUUAUCUGCAGCCAGGCUUAAUCAAACUUGAUUCAAAAAAUACUUUCCUGUUUCCUUGUAACUACAAUAUAUAAUAUUAAGAGAGAGUAUAUGAUACUAGAAAUAUUAUACAGUAGUACAAUCAAAAGACAAGGCACCUCCAGGAAAUCGAGUUGGUCCCUACUAUUCUUCAGUCAUUUUUUUUACUCUCUAUAAGAGUCACACCUGUCCAUUAAUACAGACAUUUUGUGCCAGUCCCAAUAGUUUCCAUCUGAGAGCUGACUGUAGUUUGUGCAACACCACACUUAAGCCUCUGACGACAAAAAUACAAUUUUACACAGCAGUCAGCAGUCUUAAUUUAUUCUACUUGCAAUCAAAUUAAGACCUCUUCAUGUUCUUCUUCAUAUUCACGGUAUUAUGGACUCGUUUAUCUUUCAGUGUGUGUUCUAGUAGUCUUUUCAGGCCGGGCACUCACUGUUGUCCUGCAAAAAAUCAUUAUAAUAACAAAUAAACACAUUCUAUGAUUUAAUUUUGCAGUGGAAUCUUUGUGGGGAUUUAAAAACAAAUUUCUCCAUAGGCUUUUGUGCAAUACAACCCUUAGAUUUAUACCGCAGCGAAGCAGAAUUUGUUGUUGUUUAUGUAAAGACUGUCAUACGAGAUCAUUCGAAUACAAUUUUCUAGUAGUCAGAACCUUCUUGGAUCGCGGUUCUGUAACUAAAAAAAAAAUAUUUACCAUCUUAAUGUAUAUUAAAAAAAGAAAAAUAGCUAAAUUGGGCAACUGAAAUCUUUUAUUUUACUAACAAGCUAAACGCCAACGUACAAAACAAAAACCUUGCUAUCGCCAUUAUGAAGUCGUCACUUCAGAAGUAAAAAAGCCUUAAAGGUUCAUAAAAGUUCACUCUAAAAAUUUGUAUACACAAACAAAAUUUAUAAAACCAUUACAUAUUGUCUUUUUGUAGCCGUUUAUUAUCAUUUGGUUUUGACUGGCAGUACAAAACGUGACCCUCAACCUGUAAAAUUCGAUAGGCCACUUUGACACUACAUAUACACAAAAGGCGAAAAAACACCUUAACUUAUAAGACUAACUAUAAAACAUCACCUAAAUAUCUUUCUGUAUAUCGCAUAGAAAUACGCCAAAUAUCAAAUCUAAUUAUAGAUUGCAGCGAUCUAAAGAUAUAAAGCAAUAAAUCCGAACCUACCUCCAGCUAGACGGCGCCAUUUUUCUUGCCCUAACAGCGGAUUGAAAGCGGAAAGGCGAACUAGUUCCAGUCCUACUCCGCGUCACAGCUGAACCAGAGAGCAAGUAUGAGCGUUUCAACGCCCUACCUUCUUACGCCCUGAAGCAGACGGAUGCUUGCAGUGGUUUCUCUCCCUUCGUAGCGUAGCGCCCGGCCUGGAGAAACCACAGCGUGCAGGGUACAUAUAACCCAGCACUUCCACGCAUUUCUAAUAUCUUAAGCAAACACUUUAACCUCUUACACUCCUUUAACCGUUGCAAAGACGUCUUCGUCCACGGUUUUUUCAGUUAUUUUAAUUCCGGUAUCACUGAACGAAUAUUUUCUGCAUCUUUUUCCUCCACUAGCUACUGUUUCUCUUCUGGGAUAACUUUGAAAAUCAUUGCGUUUUAGCUUGAGGCUUCACUUUUGUGUUGUUGUGUUCUAGUUCACGAAAAAAAAUAACUGGCACUGUUUUUCCCGCCUUUUGUCACGCCACUUCCCACCAUGCUUUGAUCACGUGCUGUAAUGUAUCCCGAGCGGGGUAGCUCAAAUGUAUCACGAUCUAGUCUACUACACAGCCAUUUUUAGUGCUGUCACGCAGAGUUCCUCCUGUCCUGUCUUGUCGGGUGGAGCAUUGCGUGACAACACUAACAACGGCUGUGUAGCAGACUAAUCACGAUCGGGAUACAUUGAUUUUAGUCAAGGCCAUGUGACCAAGAAUCAACCAAUGGGCCAGUCCUUGUUUAGUUGAGUCUAGGAAUAUAACAAAAGCCAUUGUUUAUGUUAUUCCGUGUAAUGCACUUGAGUGGAAGCGACUGUAAUUUGCAUGCCAAAAAAAAUUGUCUGUUCAAUCAUGUUUACAGGUUCCACAAUCGGAAUUCAUGCACAAAGACGAGCUACAAGUUCUAAGGUAGAUGUAAGGUCAGGUGAAGAUGGUACUGGAAGUGGCAUAACGUCACAGAUCCUCGCUCACGGUAUGAUAGCCAUUAAUUCUGCAGGCUCGAUUACGCAAACCGCUGUUCGGAAAAUAAGCCCGCCCCCCCGUCCCCCCCCCCGAGAAGUUCACUGUUCUCUAGGGUGAUGAUUUCUUCUCCUAACAAAUCGCGAAUUGCCAAGUAUUUAUAAUUACGAGCUUCUAAGCUGAAUGUGGCUCAUAAAAUAAUCUUAUGGACAGACUCAAUAAUGCAUUUUUUUGAACCUAUUUUUUUUGUAAGUCACUCAACGUAAUCAAAGAAGGUAACAAUACGCUUUGUGGUUCCCAGUGGCCUUGGUAUACUUUGUGGUAGUUUUGAUGCACGAUGUGCUAGUUCAUGCCAUAGUACUUGAACGUUCCAAAUCUAAUUGGAAACAAGACUAGAUCCGAGGGGGCGACAGAAAAUCAAGCUAUUUAUGUUGCCAAAUAAAUUCCUAAGUUAUUGGUACUUAAUUUAGCGUGUAAAUAAUUUCGCGAUUUUGGUGAGGGAGUAUUUCGGGGGAUUUAAUUUUCAACGCACAAUAUGACAAAAGGGCAUUAAAUUUCACGAUUUUUAAAGUCAUUGUCAGCUUCAUUUCAUUGACUUAAAAAAAAGUCUGAAAGGUUUCAAAUUUCUAGUCAAACUGGAAAAGCAAUGUGUGAAAACUUUGCAAAUGAAUGUUAUUUCACUUACUGAAGAUACAAAACGGAGCUUACCAGUAAAACCAGUUGUAGCAAGUUAUAUUGUUGAUCAAUAUUCUGUAUAUUUUUACUAAUUUAAGUUUUUUCUGUGAUUUGAAUUUUCUAUACGAGUAUUAUUUAAUUUCGCGGGUUCUUUAUUUUCGCGAUUUUUCUGCAAUCGCGAAAAACGCGAAAUUAAGUACCAUUUAGUUAUUUGCAUAUAUAUUGCAAUCCAUGUUUCAAAAGACAAAAACUGAAAAAGAUUCAGAGAUGGUUGUAAUCAUGAGGCUAAGUACGGUAUAAAGAAUUACCAUGCACAUAGCUAUAGAGAUGGUCCGCUAAGAUCUGCAUUAUUAUUUGAAGUUUAAGGUGCGUAAAAACGGGCAACAAAAAACGUGAAACAGGUUUGAUGGGGGUGGUAAAACGCGCAACAUCGCUAUUCAACUUGUUCUGCAGCAGUUUUGCAAGACAAGUUGCACGUUUUUUGUUGCCCGUUUUUACGCACCUUAAAGGUGGACAAAUAUAACACAAAUCGCUGUAUUGUCAGCCCAAGCAUCGUGUUGGUGUCGCGGAAAAGGUCUUUUCCAAAAUUUAUUCAAGCUAAUCAUGUCCUUACCUCUACGUAAAAUUACUUUAAGAUAUUUAAUUAAGUCCCUCUAACGUUGGCAUACGAAAUGAAAUUUUGAAAUUUUAUGGAAUAAUUCACCUCUUGAGUUUUCUUUUUUCUUGUCAUUUUGCCUUUUGUUGUCAAUUAUGGUCAAAUUAUCUCAUAUAUCCAGGUAUUAUGAUGACGCUUGCGUGGGUUUUGUUUGCAUUUGUUGGCUUAUUCACGGCACGAUACAUGCGCGAAGUCUGGGAACCAAGAAAAUUGCUGGGAGAAAAAGCUUGGUUUACGGUUAGUAGGGUGAAAAGGAACAAAAUUUAAACUAAGUAAAAAGUAUUAUUAUAGGAAUUUAUUACUGAAUUCUUUUCUGAUAAUUAAAGUUUAUAAUGUAUGGAUCUCAAAUUCACGAGCCUUAGUUCUUUUCGGGGGAAAUCUAUUUUUGUUACCCAAUGAAUAAUAUGCUAAUAUAUAGUCUGAAGAAGGGUAAGAUAAAGAAGAGAUUAAGGUAAAAGCCGUGUACAUUGCAAAGUGGUAAAAUGCGCUCCUUAAUGAUCGAUCUUUUCUGAGAAGGCGAUUUAUCCUACCCCGUUCAGUUUGAGUCAGAGUCACGAGAGCGUCAGUUUCAAUUUGUGUUAGUCCGGACAUAUAUACGAUCGUAGUAUACAGUGUUUCCGGCUUAAACAUCUUGGGCUGAAAAUUUGCAGUUCAAUCUGAUUCUGUUACUAUCUAAAACAACAGCCGCGAGCAACUGGUUUUCUUUCUUCAUUUCACAGGUGCACCGUUCGCUAAUGACCAUUACACUGCUACUAACGAUCUCUGCAACAAUAUUGAUCUUCGUUCAUAUUGGAGGAUGGUCUUCGGUAAGUUUGUUUUUCCGUCUUCAAAUUCAUGAAACCGUCAUAAGUUACGAUAUCUUCUUUUAAUUUUUUGCUGAAUAGUUUUUUUUCAGGAAUAGUUUUCUUGUUCUCCUUCUGUAAAGGGAAAUUCCAAGAGGUAUCCUCUCGAUAGUCAAUAGUCAAUUUUGUUCAAUCCAAUCAUUCUUUUCCCCUUAUUCAAGACAUGCAACGAACAGGUGGAAGAGAUAUUCCUGGAUAUUCGUUGUGUUCCUCUUCGAGAGUCGGAAGAACUGAAUACAUGCUGAAAUUUCCCUACAAAAUUAAGGAGUAAUUCGUCACCCAUGAUAUUAGUAUAGGAAAUUAUAACUAAACUGAGAUGAUUGAUUAGGUUUCUUCAAUAAACGCAUCAUCUUAGCGAGCGAUAAAAUACUUUGACCUUUUUUCCUCCCUUUUGCUUGUUUUAGCGAAGCUUCACGCGAGCGCGAAGCACGCGCGAGCAGAGCCCCAUCUGGUAAUCUAGUGACGGUCGGCCCGUCCAUCCGCACCACAGGGAAACCAAUGUGAGAUGUCAAAUUUUCUAGCUAGUGUGAGCGCCUGUAACCUGUGUUUAAUCUGAUAAUAGACAUCCAUAUUACGGUCAAUUGACGGGUGUGAAAAAGGUAUCCGCUGACCAGUGUCACAUGACCGUAUCGGGAGCUCAGGUGCCGGCUCAUCGAGGUCGCGUGUUUUUUGAAGUUUCUGCUGACCAGUUGUUAGCUUUUAAUUGAUCGCAGGCUCAAGUUUAUGUUUUUCAGUCAUAUGGGUUUCCCGUAAAGUUUAGGAUAGAUUUGUGGUCUUUUCAAUAGUUUAAAGUCCAGUGUUUGCAGUAAAUCAAAAAUGUAUUAACGGGAGCUUCGCUUGUAGCUUUGCUUAAAUCUAUAUGUUAUAUUAUACAGGGUGCUGGACCGCAUCCAUAUCUCGGAAUCGUUGCCAUCGCGUUUGCCAUUGUUCAGCCAAUUAUGGCAGCAUUCAGACCUCAUCCUGGAGCACCCAGGUAAAUAGAUUUCUUUCAUACUGGCCGCCUAUUAAUGUAUUCUUUUAUUAGUAUAAUAUUAAGCCUUUCUGACCUCGUUAGCAUGUGCAAAAUACAAAAGAAAUACUUUCAAACGAGGUUAGAAAGGCUGAUUAUCAUACAUAUAAAAGAAUAUAUUAAUAAGCCGCCAUUAUGAAAGAGAUUUAUAUUGGGCCUUUAUUUGCUCAGUAUUUCCUAGUGUCUUCGGACCAAGGAGAAGUGUCAGUGCUUCCGAUCAAAAACUGAUUUGUCUCCCAGUUCUUUUGCUAUAGAAGAAAUUGUAGAUGACGUUUAUUCUUUUUCCUUUAGCUUUUUCAAUUUGAGCUUCAUGACUUUAUGAAACGUUUUGUAACUUCACCUUUUCUUUUCACUCUUUGAAUUGUACAACCCACUAUAUAUAUAUAUUCUCCAACAGUAUACACUGGGUGAGCGCUGACUAUCCCAAAUAUCUUUUAAACUGUUUGUCAGAAGUUCACAGGUGUCUUUCUCUUUGAACGUACCUUGCGCGUCCAGUUAUCGUUUCCUUUACAACUCCAUCGGUUGGACUAUGUAAUGAAAAUUAGCUGUUGUAAAAUGUAUUUUCAGGCGUAACAUUUUUAACUGGUCUCACCGAAUUGUUGGCACUAUAGCACUAGUGAUGGCAGGUACGUCUUUUACAAACAGUAUAUAAUUUCCCCUUGGUUCUUUUGAUGUUGGAAUUAUCGAUAUUUAUCACAUAAAAUUUACUUGUGAGACCGGAGUUUGAUCGUAUCUUCUUUGACUAUAAAAUACCUUAAGCAAUAAACCACAAAACGUCGUGCGAAUAUUUUCCACUGAAAUCGUCUUUCAUUGCAAUUUAUGGAUCAUCUUUUUAUUUACGAUAUGUGACACUUGAAGUUGACCCAAUUUUCCAAACACAUGUUUACCUUACUGGAUACAAAAAUAAAUUUCUUGUUGUUCGAGUUUCAAUCACUUAGUUAAUUUCACUAAUUGCAUUGUAAAUUGGUUUUGUUUAAUUUUGACUCAUUUUUGUACAUUUUCUUGAUCUGCUGCGUGAAGGAUAUCAGAACGUCUCGAUAACGUCACUUGAUCAAUUUCUUCCUUUCAUAAUGAACUGAUGAUUUUUCCAACCAUUUUAGAUUUUUUUUGGAUUGAAUCAAAUGUCGGCUGGGUGGAAAGCGGGGGACUCAAAGUGGCUGAUAAAGCGGGCUGUCAUCUUGGAUCAAAGUCCGAAUUUUGACAAGCUAAUUGCCUUUGGAAUUAUCAUGAUAGAGGGCGAAAAUGAAAAAUUUUCAUCUGGCGGAUAAAAUUUCGAAAAAUCAUGGAAAAAUCACGGAAAAUUUACCGUAUUUGCUCAAGUUGUUUUACUUUGUAUUUGAGGGCAAUUUUCCAAGUACAAGUCCCCGGGGGCUUAUAUUUGGAGGGGCGAUUUAACGGAGGGUUUUUUGCGUUACCGGUUUGGGGGGCUUAUAUUUGGAGGGGCUUAUACAUGGAGGGGCUUAUUUUCGGAAUUUUACGGUAUCAACCUUCUUUUCCGAGCUAACAAUACUGGGUAAAGUAAGCUUUAAUUUCUCAUUAUUACUUUAUUCCACAGUUGUAUCAAUCUACUAUGGACUUUGCACUCAAAAGGUCCAGUUGGGAAAACAAGGGCUCUGGGCGGUAAUAGCUUUCUACAUUGGAGAGUUCCUAAUAUUCCUGUUUGAGUUGUAUCUGAUCCUUUCAAAGCGUAACAAAGAAAAGAAUAGUGUCUCAAUGGGCAAUACCAGAGGUAAAAGAAGAAAUUUCCUUUAAGAUUAAUUGAUAACAAUAAUAAAGGAAAUAAUAAUUAUAAUAAUUGUGGCGUUAGUUUUGUUUAGUGUAAAAAAUCAAUCGAUGUAUAAACGUAUUAUUGCAUAAUAUAUAGAAAGACCAAGCCAUAGAUAUCGUUCUAAGUACACUCUAAAACAGCUUUGGUUUCAUCGCUACUGUUUGAUCAUACAUGUACGUCAGCGAUAAAAUACAGAAAUCGGAAAUUUAUUUCCAUGGAAUAGUGGUAUAAGCAAGGACUAAAUUGAAACCUUUUUUGGAGGAAAGGGCUGGAAGGGGUGCGUGGGUGGGUUGGAACAGAAUAAAAUCAACAUCGAAUGGGGAAUAAGAUCAUGAAUAAGACUCGAGCCAAUUUGUGUGUCACUGGGAAACUCUUCACCUUUACAUGUUACUAAGUUAUAUAAUAUGGACGCGUUUUGUUUCUUGCCGCACUGUUGGUGUUAGCAAGCGAAUGAAAAAUAGAUUUUGAUGUCGGAGAAGGUAAAUUAUCUCCGCCAUCUCGCCCUGAUGAAUACAAUUAUUAGAGCACAGGAGGAGGAACUGAAAACAAUAAGAUUCUUGGGCAAAAACGGAGAAAAUUCAGUACCUGGUGUACUAGUUACAGUGGCUGUUAUGCAUGCAGGAAAUCGAAAUAAAAUGAUAACGUGAGGUUACAUUUAUUAGUGCGCAGUAAGACCGGGCAUUACACCCGCUGUAGGAUCAAACUAAUCCUAGCUUUUAGUAACUACUCAUAACACUUUCAUUCGUUUUAAGAUUCAGAAGUGACCAAGUUGCGGUAUUUUUUUUUAUCAUUCUUUGUGAACCACAUACUACUUUCUCUUCGUUUACCCCUAAAACAUUUGUUUUCUACAAUUACAAAAUCUGCAAUUUCUACAACUGGCCACUCCUUGAUUUUGUUGCAUAAUAUAUAUAAAUGAAUAUGGUCUUAUUUGCAGACAUUCCAAUGGAGGCGCCGGGACAUCAGACUCAGCCGCAGACUGAAAUGUCAAUGAAGGUAGGUUGAACAGUUACACAUUAUUCCAAAUUCAUCUUGUAGUAACGUUACAAGAACGAGGAAUGAAAUUUUUUGGCAAAGGAGGCUUUAAAAUUGACUAUGGAUAUCACCGUUUUAAUAAAAGAAGGGAAUUUGAGAGCAAACAGAGAUCUGGAAUUCAAAUAGAAGUAAUAAACUUACUGACCAGAUAAUAACCUGAAAAGAAAAGAUAAAUUCCCUGAGUAAUUAAUACUCAGUCGAAAUGCUAAAUGGAUGAACUGUUAUGAUUAACAGCUUUAGCAAGAGUAACAAAAUUAACUUUUAAUCUAUUUCUUACAUUCAGGAAGCAAUGAUCAGAAGUUUCAUGUUUGUUUUUGUAACCCUUCAUGGAGCAAGCGUGGCUUUGACCAUAAUUCUACUUUUGGUGUUAAACUAAGGUGAGAUAUGUCAGCCUUAAAAGUAUAACUGUGAAAGGUUUGAACCCAGGAGUCAUUUCAAAAGUAGGUUGUGUUUGAUCGUCCGGGUGAACGUAGUCCUGAAUAGGACUGUUGUUGUUGACAGUGACUAACGUUUCGACAACCUGUGCGGUAGUCAUCUUCAGAGUCAAAGUGAGUUGUAUCACGUCAGUUGAUGGUAUUAUACUCUGGUUAUUGAUUUGAUUGGCCAAUUACGUCACGAUGUUAUUGGUCGUCUGUCAGUUAAGCCGCGAUGUUAUUGGCUAUGAAGACUCGUAAUAAGUAACUGGUGCGUUUCGAUCCGUCUAAUGUCACUGUUAAAUAGUCGUCUAUUGUUAGUCAAAUUGUCAGUUCUCCAGUCGUUCUCUCGUAGUUAGUUUUGCUUGAUCUCGUUAAUAAGUCGUUUGCACGGCGCUGGUAACUGUUGGCUUCGAUUCAGUGGCGUUUGUUCUAAGUUAGUAAACCAGCUUUCUAAAGUAAGUCGUUGAUAGUAGUCUGUAGAAUACGUUAUACACGUCGCAGAGUCCCAGUCAAUUUGAUGUUUCGUCUGUAAAUGGUGCUCAGCAAUGUGAUUGUUGACGUCACCAUUUCUCGUCGCUCGUUUGUGUUCGGUCAGUCGCGUGCUUAGGUGUGUGCUGGUUUCACCGAUGUAAGAAGCCUGGCAGUCGCAGCAUUUGAUUUUGUAUACUGCUCCCUGUCUGUCCUCCGGUUUGUCUUUGUCCUUGACAUUAGUAAGCAGUCGUCGUAAAGUGGUUAUCGGUUUGUGUGCAACACGUAUAUUGCAAGGUUGUAAUAUACGUGCAAUAGUUUCAGAUGUGCCUCUGAUGUACGGUAUGCUCGCUGUCGUAACAGGACCAGAGUUGGUCUGACUGUUGGAAUCACUGUUACUGUGAGUGUUCCGUCUAACAAAGUCCGUGUUGUAAUUGUUCUUUCUAAAAACGUUGUUAAGAUAAUCAGUCUCGUCUUGUAGACCAUCAGGUGAGUCGCAAACUAGUUGCGCUCGUCUCGUCAGCGUCCAGAUACCGCAGUAGCCUUGUGAGAGGUCGGGUUGUAUCAAGACUGGUCUAGUAAUCGGUCGAUAUGUGUCGGUUUUCUAUAAAUAGUCGUUUUUCGUUUGCUGUUGUCUCGAGUGACCAAGCAGUCUAGAAAAGGUAUCUUACCAUUUUCUUCGAUCUUCUUGGUUAACUGUAUGUCCGCGUGUAUGUCUGUCUGUUAAGGUGUUCGUGAAAAUCGUCGAUUCCGUCUUUGUGUACGGCGGUGAAUGUGUCGUCAACGUAACGUUUACCAAAGAGGUACAGUUCGCGUGUAGGUAGCUAGAGCUUGUUCCUCCAUGUUUUGCACGACAAUUUCUGCUACAACAACAGAAACUGGAGAGCCCAUAGCUGUACCGUGUAAUUGUUUGUAGUGUUUACCUUUGUACUGAAAGUACGUCGAAGUGAAACAGAGGUUGAGUAGGUCCUUAAUGUCGUUUGUAGGUAGUGAUAGUUCAACAGUAGAGUUCUUAACAGCCGUUUCUCAGUACAGUCUAGAGCCAGUUGAAGUGGAAUACUGGUGAACAGUGAUUUCACGUCAAAGGACACUAGUUUCUGGUCGUCCGGUAUCUGUAUUGUCUUAACGGCGUCAAUAAAGUUCUCAGUAGACUGUAGCUUGUGUCUAGAUAAGUCAGUCAGCGGUUUCAGUACAUUAGCUAGACAGUUGGUAGGUUGGGGACCCACAGAAAGAAACUAUGGGCCACAAAGGUAUGUUGGGUUUGUGUAGUUUUGGUAGUCCAUACAGCUUGGGUGGCUGCGGAACACUGCACCUCAGUCUGUUGUAGCGUCGAAAGUCGAUCUUGUCGGUUUUCUUCAGUGUAAGCAGUUUGUUGUUAAGUUAGCGUUGCAGUGCGGGUGUCGGGUCUCGUUUAAGUACUUCGUAGGUCUGUUUGUCGUUAACAAGCGAGUCCAUUUUGUUGUUGUAGUCUGCCUUGUCCAUAACAACAGUCACCCGUCCCUUGUCUGCGGGAGGUAUGACUAUGCUCUCGUCUGUUUUCAGUCGUUUAAGUGCUUUCUGCUCGUCACGAAUCAAGUUACUGUUCGGUAAUGAAGCUGAUUGUAAAGUAGAGGUCACUCUACUUUUGAUGUUAUCCUUGGUCGAUUGUGAUAGCUCGUGUUGGCGAGACAGAACGGCCUCAACGCUAGAUACAAUAGCCUCAGUAGGUAUUUGUUUAGGCGUCACUGAGUGUUUAAGUCCGUAAGAAAGUACUUGUGUUUCAGUGUCGUCUAAGGGACGGGAAGAAAUAUUCCUGACCUAGUUUGCGUCGGGUUUACGUCGUUUAGCGUUCUUUGUGUCUUGCAGUCGUGUCAGUUUUUGUUUCACUUUCGCGCGGUGCAGUUCAGCUGUCUUGUCAGUGCGUUUGUCCGCAAUUCUCCUUAGCAUUCGCAAGUUUCUCUGCUUUGACAGCGUCAAAGCCACUUAGGCUUGUAGAAAAUGGACAUCUUCUUUGUCCACUUCAAAGCGUAUUUAAUAGAUAGAAUUGUUUAACCAUUACAAGCUCAAGACCUUCUAUCAAAAUCAGUUAUUUCUUUUAUUUUUUUCCUGUUUCUUGCAGACACUACCCAAUUUCAGAGGAUCUGGAGAAAAUGUCAUUUGAAUAAUAAACUUAUUGAAUGAGGAUGAGUUUGAUAUUCAGAAUAAUCUAUACCAAGGAUGGUCGGUGGACAACACUAUGCAGGAUAUGCGUGCUUUAUAUCAUACAAGAGCCGAAUUUAGAAAUGGAUUAAUUAUUCAUUGAAUAUAUAUUUCCAAGAUCAUAACAUCCUUACUUUUAUGUAGAAUUCCCGUCUUCGAAUAUUUUGCUUAUUCCUUGGCUCUUUUAGGGUAUGAAAUUAUUUUUUCUGGCAGAAGUGGUAUUUUGGGCACCGUAUAUCUGGAUACUUCGUCUUGCGUAACGAGUGCCUGUACCUUGUAGUAUUUUACUAGUCGGGCAUUUACGUCGAUCGUGAAACAGUAGCAGACAUCUUCCAAAUUAGGUCGACGCUAGCUGGAUGUGAAGAACUGGCUGGGGGGUAUAAACCAGAAAGAAACGGAGAAAUAUUUUAACGAAUAAUCAUUGGAUUUAUACAACUUCUGUCAGAAAAAAAUUGUUGUGUUAUUACUGCUUUAGGAUCAAAUGCAAUCUAUCAGAGUAGAAAUCACCUUAUUACGACACUGUCUUUAGCUAUCUAGAGAAAAUAAUAAAAAAGGGAUUCAUUUUUAUCCCAUUAGAUUGUUGACAUUUAGCAACUGUUGUAUGAAUGUAAAAGGCACGUAAAUAG